UUAUUUUUUAUUUAAUAGGAGUAUAGUUUUACAAAAUUAAGAUAAAUGGACAAAAAGUGGAUACAAUUGGUUCUCUCCCAAUAAAAAAAAAAAACCAUAAAAAGCUCACAAAUCUAGAGUUACAACUUGUAACUUGAAAUACAACACAAACACACAACACCACCCUUUCCUUUCAGUUUUCUCUCUCCUCAAAUUUCAUUUGGUUGGGUGUUGUUUUUGGUGUGUGAGCACCAAAACCGCCUUUCCCGUUGCAUUCUAUAUUACGCCUCUCGUUUUUUUGUUCAUCUCAACUCAAUUCUUUCAACCUAUAAAAAUUAACCAAAUUUCUCAAAUCAUAAAACGCCAGAAUUUUCUCUCUCUUCUUCAUCCUUCUUUUAACAGAGACAAGUUUUCGUCUUUGUUUUAUUUUACAACUAUUUUAUUUUUCCUGCUAAUUUUUCACUUUUAACCUUUUCAAUUUCUUUUAAAUUUCCUACAUUUUCUUCCUAAAUAACCCCCAUUUACUUGUUUCCUCUGUUAAAUCUGGAAAUUUCUGGUAAAUCUUGGUGUACCCAUUACAUAGGAAUUCUUGUCUGUGUUCUUGAGCUUCGGGAAAAUAAAUUAUAAAUUCAAAAAUUUUAAAAAAUAUCUCUAUUUUCCCAUCAAGGGCAAUUUUAUCCCAAAACUAUGGAUGGAAGGGAUACAUGGGUUAGCCAUUAUCACUAUGGUUCUGUGUUAAACCCUGUCAAAUUCGAUUCCUUUUCGGAGGUUGAUGAUGAGGUAAACAAAGACAUAGUGUCUGUAGACUCGAUUCUUCCAGAUGACUUGUUGGAGAGGAUUCUGGCCUAUCUACCUGUUGCCAGCAUUUUUAGAGCUGGUUGUGUUUGCAAGAGAUGGAACGAUAUAGUGACUUCGAAACGUUUUUUGUGGAAUUUUUCUGUCCAUGUUCUAUCACAUAAGCCUUGGUAUUUCAUGUUUAUCAGCACUGAUGAAUCUUUUGGGUAUUCCUAUGAUCCUGGCCUUAAGAAGUGGUAUGGCAUUGACCUGCCUUACUUUGUUACCUCUAAUUGGUUCGUUGCUUCCUCUUUCGGUCUUGUUUGCUUCAUGAACAAUGAUAGCAGAAGUGAGCUCCAUGUUUACAACCCCAUCACCAAAUGCAGCAAGAGGCUCAUGGAGCCUCCAGGCAUUAAAUUCUCUGAUUAUACUGCCCUCACAAUAUCUGUUGAUAGGAUAUCUCACAACUACAAUGUCUCGAUUGUGAAAUCGAAACAAGUACCAGACAACUUCUACCAAUGGGAUCUCUCCAUUCAUAUCUAUAGCUCUGAAACAAUGAUGUGGGUGUCUCCACUCACGGAAGUUUUAAACGGGUGGAGAGCUGGUGAUGAGUGUGUGAUUUGUGACGGUGUUCUCUACUUUUUGCUCUACUCUACUGGUGGUGGAAUGCCUGAUAAACGCCAUGGCUUGAUCAAGUACAAUCUCUCAAGCCGCUCACCCCGUGGCUUGUUGAUGAGGAAUUUUAUCCCAGCCCCUUGCCCUUUAACGUGUGGUCGAUUGAUGAACCUCAAGGAGAAGUUGGUGAUGGUAGGAGGGAUCGGGAAACAGGAUCGUUCUGACAUAAUCAAAGGGAUAGGGAUUUGGGUCUUAAACGGAAACGAAUGGCAAGAUGUAGCUCGGAUGCCACACAAGUACUUUCAAGGUUUUGGAGAGUUCGAUGAUGUAUUCGCUAGUAGCGGAACUGAUGAUCUGAUAUACAUCCAGAGCUUUGGUGCACCAGCCUUGCUUUUGUUUGACAUGAACCUAAGGCAAUGGAAAUGGUCACAGAAAUGUCCUGUUACAAAGAGGUUCCCUCUUCAGCUUUUCAAUGGUUUUUGCUUUGAACCUAGGCUUGAAGUUUCUCCUUAAGGUUGGGGAACUUUAGUUAUUUGCUUUUACUACUACUAGUAUCUCUCAACCCCACCAAAAAAAAAACCUGUUUUUCAUUUGUCAUUUGGUUAUGAUAACAUCUAUCUUUCAGAACAGUGCAUAACAAAACAUACCAGCUGGAAAAAUGUCUGCAUCCCCCCCAAAAAAAAAUUGUUUACUUUUAAAUCUUUUGCAAUCAACAGCUGAGCUCAAGUACAAGUUCUGAUCACCUAGGGAUUGAAAUUCAAAAAAAAAAAAAAAA
Messenger RNA from Chenopodium quinoa (quinoa), 2143 nucleotides. Its product is annotated as F-box/kelch-repeat protein At3g61590-like. Lineage: Eukaryota; Viridiplantae; Streptophyta; Magnoliopsida; Caryophyllales; Amaranthaceae. Bases 667 to 1881 code for a protein of 404 amino acids. The record is from RefSeq and is a predicted model, not a curated record. The transcript has 2 exons. Gene Ontology annotation, molecular function: protein binding.